CAAUUGACACGUCAACCCCACCAUCACUGUCCUUCAGCUCGCCAUCCUCACUCAUCGAUCCGGCUCAGUGGCUCUACACCACUUCUUUCGUUGCGAUGCUUCGCCUUCUCCUUCUUCUCUCGCUCCCGGUCGUCUUCUUCGCAUUCUCCGUCUCGCUCGAAACCCUUCAACAAUACCUCCCGUCCCUUCCCUUCGUCGCCGAUAAGCCGACAAUCUAUUGCUACGGCUCAAUCACAACUCUUGACAGCACCUCGCGCGAGUUCACUCCCGGCUGCCUCAGUGUCAACAGCGAUGGCACCUUCAACUCUCCAUUCUCCGCAACCGAGCCCCAAAUCCUGCGGCGCGGAUGGCCCGUAAACCUCUCGAAACACGUCAUCCCCGGCCUUUGGGACGGCCACGCUCAUCUUUUCCAGUACGGCGAAAUGCUCGGCACCGUGAAAGUCUACAACACGCACAGCAUUCCCGAGAUCCUCGAGCAGAUAUGCGACUACCACAUGCAGCACCCCACGUCUGGAACGAAGGGGAAUUGGAUCAAAGGCAAUGGCUGGGAUCAGUCACUCCUUCCGGACGGAAUGCCAAUGGCGAGUGAUCUGCCCGAGAGCCUGUAUGUCCUGCUGUAUCGGGUGGAUGUGCAUUGUAUCUGGGUUUCGCGGGCUGUGCUCGACUUGCUGGGCGAUGAGCCGCCGGUAUCGCCGCCCGGAGGGAGCAUUCCCUCUCCCGGUGUGUUUUGCGAUGAUGCGAUGGAUCUGGUCCUGCCGUUCGUCCCCUCGCCUACGCGUGAAGAGAAGAGAUUGUUUGUCAAGACGGCGCAGAAGAGUCUACACUCGUACGGAAUAGUGGGAAUGCACGACGCUGGCGUUGUCGUCGAUGACCGUGAAUUGUACGUGGAGAUGGCGGAGAAGGGUGAGCUGAAGCUGAGGGUGUACGCGAUGAUUCAAUGCCGGGCUCUGAACACCUUCUGCCCCGAGGAGGCGGAGAUGGUGAAGCGGGAGGAUGGCAUGGUGACUGUGGCUUCGGUAAAGCUGUUUGCUGAUGGUGCACUCGGAUCCUGGGGCGCCGCCCUGCUCGAGCCUUACUCCGACGAUCCCACUACGAACGGAACGAUGCUGCUCGCUCCUUCGGCUCUUACUGAGGUCACAUCGCAAUGGGCCCGUGCCGGCUACACGGUGUGCAUCCACGCCAUCGGCGACUUCGCGAACCGCGCGGCCAUCGCUGCCAUCUCCUCCGCCUCACCCUCCUCCGCCGGCUUCAGAAUCGAACACGCCCAGAUCAUCCACCCCGACGACCAGAAACGCUUGUUCUCCCUGAAGAUAAUCCCCAGCAUCCAGCCCACACACGCGACGAGCGAUCAGUUCUACGCGCUGGCGCGUCUGGGCGAGGAGCGAGUGCAGAAGAGCGCGUACCGGAUGAAGUCGUUUCUACCGUUGAAGCCAGUGCUCGGCAGUGACUUCCCCGUUGAGCCACCGAGCGUGCUGGCUGGUAUCUACGCCGCCGUGACCAGACGUGAUCCGAAAACGGGAAAGAGUGUAGGCGGUGGGGGCGGAUGGCACACGGAUGAAGUGCUAACCAUUGGGGAAGCGUUGAGGGGUUUUACAAGGAACGUCGCUGCAGCUGCUGGCAUGAAGAAAGCGGGCAAGAUUGAAGGGGGGGCCUGGGCAGAUUGGGUGGUGCUCGACAAGAGGUUGGAGGAGUCCAAACAGGGGUGGGAGUGGUUGAGAGACGAGACCGCCGUGAAGGAGACCUGGGUUGCCGGAAAGAGGGUGUUUAUGAGGGGCGACGAAACGAAGAGUUAGGUGCUUAGCAUAGAUCAUGGGGUACACUCGGGUUUCAUGUCGACCGUUAGCAGUCCACACACGACGUCUCUAGUUAUUUGCCUACGCAGAAUGUGGCAGCAACCUCAUCAAGAGUUGCUACCGGUAACACCAGAAGUAGGUUCAAAUCCGCUAUUGCCCGCGCGGCAGCUCAAGAGUGAUACUAUGCCCGUACAUACAUAAGAAUGACUGGCUUUCCCGCCUCUCGCUGAUGCAUUUGAACAAUAUACUUGGAUCACGG
Messenger RNA from Tricharina praecox, 2052 nucleotides. Its product is annotated as amidohydrolase family-domain-containing protein. The coding region runs from base 96 to 1793 and encodes 565 amino acids. The record is from RefSeq and is a predicted model, not a curated record. Lineage: Eukaryota; Fungi; Ascomycota; Pezizomycetes; Pezizales; Pyronemataceae. Gene Ontology annotation, molecular function: hydrolase activity, acting on carbon-nitrogen (but not peptide) bonds. The transcript is spliced from 2 exons.